Clupea harengus (Atlantic herring) is the source of this 4372-nucleotide messenger RNA. It is a transcript of the gene relch, whose product is annotated as RAB11 binding and LisH domain, coiled-coil and HEAT repeat containing. Bases 138 to 3833 code for a protein of 1231 amino acids. Gene Ontology annotation, biological process: intracellular cholesterol transport. Gene Ontology annotation, molecular function: protein binding. The transcript is spliced from 29 exons. The record is from RefSeq and is a predicted model, not a curated record. NCBI's taxonomy places the organism in Eukaryota, Metazoa, Chordata, Actinopteri, Clupeiformes, Clupeidae. Gene Ontology annotation, cellular component: trans-Golgi network; recycling endosome.
UUGGUCAAUCAAGCCUAGCAAAGUCUCGCGUUCUCGCUGUUCAAUUUAUUGGGGAAAGCUUAGCUAGCUAGCUGGUCGUCCGUUCAGGAAGACGGGGGAUAUAGCUAGCUAGGUGUCUGGAUUGUUAUCGUGGAAAAAUGGCGGCGGGCAGCGUCAACCCGUUUAAUCUCAGUGAUUCUGAGGAAGAAACGGAGCGGAGACCGGAUGGCGCUGACAUCGAACGUAGCCCAAGUGAUGGACCACAAGGCCAGAGCACCAACCCAUUUUCCCCGCAAGCGGACAGUGAGCCAGCGGUAUUAUUAUUAUCUAGCACCCGAACCAGCCCCAGUGUGGAAGGAAUUUCAGUCUCGACUGCAGCAGCCGCUGCUGUCGGAGGCAACGCAGAGACCCGGCUUCCCGUGGAUGUGAUCGCUGCCCAGUUACUCCGGGAUCAAUACAUCCUCACGGCCCUUGAAUUUCACACAGAACUACUCGAGGCAGGCAGAGAGCUUCCUCGGUUGCGGGAUUACUUCUCGAACCCAGGCAACUUUGAAAGGCAAAGUGGAACUCCACCCGCUUGCAAAGAGCAAGGACUUGGCCCCGGAGGAGCACUAACUGCACAGGUGCAGGAUAGGAAAAGAAGAAAAAACGGUGCUGUUCAUGUACUUGAUCGCGCUGGGAGCAUCAGCACCUUGGACUCGCUGGACUUCGCCCGCUACUCAGAUGACGGCAAUCGAGAGUCAGACGAGAAGGUGGCAGUCCUGGAGUUUGAACUACGGAAAGCCAAGGAGACCAUUCAGGCUCUGCGCGCCAACUUGACUCAGGCAGCAGAGUGUGACAAUCCCUCCCAGGAGCGAAAAAACUUCAAAUCCAGCCCUGAAAUUCAGGAACCCAUCCGCUCUCUUGAGAAAAGAGCCUUAAAUUUUUUAGUGAAUGAAUAUUUAUUGAAGAAUGAAUACAAGUUAUCUGCCAUAACAUUUUCUGAUGAAAAUGAUGACCAGGACUUUGAGUUAUGGGAUGACGUGGGGUUGAACAUUCCAAAGCCCCCCGAUCUCGUUCAGCUGUAUCGUAACUGUGGCAACAGCAUGCUGUCUCUCAGGGAGACGGUGGAUGUGGCUGUAGGUGUGGAGGCCGGGGAACUUGCUGGGGACUGCAUUUCCCAGCAGCCCAUGCAGAAAACUGAAACCAUACAGCAAACAGAGGUAGUCGAGGAGCUGGAGUACCAGAUCAGCCUUUUAAACAACGAGAAGCAGACCCUGGCCGAGCAGAUCAAGAAACUGCAAAGUGAGAUCCAGGAGCUGAAGAAGAAUGUCUCGGCCCCGCUGUCCGUUGCCAUGGAGAUGGGUCAGUCCAGGUUGGACUCGGCGGAGGACCGGGCGUCGCUGGACAACGGGCAGUAUCUGGACAUCCGGCGUGUGACGGGGCAAGAGGAGGGGAAGGACACUAGCGCUAACCCCGCCUCUGCUCCUGCCCCGGCCACGCCCACGCCCCACCACAGCAAAUUAAAAAGCCAGCCGCCCUACAGCAAAGAGCCCGUCCAACUCGACCGGCCCAACAGGAAGUUGUCUCCUGCCUUUCAACAGGCGCUUUUGUCCUUCUGUCGGAUGUCUGCUGACAGUCGCCUCGGCUCAGAGGUGUCCCGUAUCGCAGACAGUGAGGAGAGUGUGAUGCUGAUGCUGGGCCGCUGCCUACCCCACAUCGUCCCCAACGUCCUGCUGGCUAAGCGAGAGGAGCUGAUUCCCCUCAUCCUGUGUACGGCCUGCCUGCACCCUGAGCCCAAGGAGAGAGACCAACUCCUGCACAUCCUCUUCAACCUCAUCAAGAGGCCGGAUGACGAACAGAGGCAGAUGAUCCUGACUGGUUGCGUGGCAUUCGCCCGGCAUGUUGGCCCCACACGUGUGGAGGCCGAGCUUCUGCCCCAAUGCUGGGAACAGAUCAACCACAAGUAUCCAGAGAGGAGGCUGCUGGUGGCUGAGGCCUGUGGAGCUCUGGCCCCCUACCUGCCUAAGGAGAUCCGCAGCUCUCUCGUACUCUCCAUGCUGCAGCAGAUGCUGGCGGAGGACAAGGCCGAUCUGGUGCGGGAGGCCGUGGUCAAGAGCCUGGGUAUCAUCAUGGCCUACAUCGACGACCCGGACAAGUACUCCCAGGGCUUUGAGAUGAUGCUGCUGUCCCUGGGUGACCCGUCGGAGCGGGUUGUGAAUGCCACCCACCAGGUGUUCAUCCCUGCCUUCGCCGCCUGGACCACAGAGCUGGGCAACCUGCAGUCCCUUCUCAUCCCCUCACUGCUCAGCCGUAUCGAGAAACUACUGAAGCAGGGGGAGCACGGUCUGGAUGAGCACAAACUGCACAUGUUCCUGUCGGCGCUGCAGUCUAUGAUCCCGCCGCUGUUCGCCGUGGUGUUGCAGAACGCCCCCUUCACCAGCCGAGCCAAACUACAGGGAGAGGCACCCACCAUAGAGGUGACGCGAUUCCCGCGGCCGGCGUCUCCGCUGCAGGACGUGGCCACCAUCGUUGGCAGCCGUGAGCAGCUGGCCCUGCUGCUGCAGCUCUACGACCACCAGCUCGUGCACGAGGGGACCACCGGCUGGGACAGCCUGCUCUGGGUGGUCAACCAGCUACUGCCUCAGCUCAUUGAAAUUGUGGGCCGCAUCAACGUUACCUCAUCAACCUGCGUUCAUGAGUUCUCCAGAUUCUUCUGGCGGUUAUGCCGGACAUUUGGGAAGAUCUUCACCAACACCAAGGUAAAGCCUCAAUUCCAAGAAAUCCUCCGUCUCUCUGAGGAGAACGUGGACGCAUCAGAUGGCAACGGAAUUCUGACCAAGGCCACGGUGCCUAUCUAUGCAACAGGGGUGCUCACGUGCUACAAUCAGGUAGGAGAGGGGCCGGCACACAUCCGACCCCGUAACACUGAACCUGACCUGUCCCGUCCCCUCAACAGUCUGGUGUGUCCUCCUCUUUUGCAGGACGAGGAUCGUAAGCUCCUGGUAGGCUUCCUAGAAGAUGUCAUGACAACGCUGUCCCUCUCCCACGCCCCCCUGGACAGCCUCAAGGCCUCCUUCGUAGAGCUGGGGGCUAACCCGGCCUACCAUGAGCUUCUGCUGACGGUGUUGUGGUACGGGGUGGUGCACACCUCUGCCCUGGUGCGCUGCACAGCUGCCCGCAUGUUCGAGCUGUUGGUGAAGGGGGUGAAUGAGACACUAGUAGCUCAGAGGGUGGUGCCAGCCCUGAUCACUCUCUCCAGUGAUCCCGAAAUCUCUGUGAGGAUAUCAACCAUCCCAGCAUUUGGUACCAUUAUGGAGACGGUCACGCAAAAAGAGCUGCUGGAGAGGGUUAAGAUGCAAUUGGCUUCCUUCCUUGAAGACCCACAGUAUCAAGAUCAGCACUCUUUGCACAUGGAGAUCAUCAAAACCUUCGGGAGGGUCGGUCCCAACGCCGAGCCGCGGUUCAGGGAUGAGUUCGUUCUUCCACAUUUGCACAAGCUGGCUCUGGCCAACAACGUGCAGACGGCCGAAAACAAGCGGAUCGACAUCGCCACGCAGCUCUUCGAAGCCUACAGUGCCCUGUCCUGCUGUUUCAUUUCAGAGGACCUGAUGGUGAAUCACUUCCUUCCUGGUCUGAGGUGCUUGAGAGCUGAUAUGGAGCAUUUUUCCCCGGAACAUGAGGUUAUUCUGAGCUCAAUGAUUAAAGAGUGCGAGCUGAAGGUGGAAAACAAGGGUGUCGGUGAGGCGCAAGGCUCGAUGUCGAUCGCAGCUAGUCUCGUCGGAGAAGAUGCCAAGACAAAGUUUCUGAGCAAGAUGGGCCAGCUGACCACCUCGGGCGCCAUGCUGGCCAACGUUUUCCAGAGAAAAAAAUGAGCUGCUUUUUCGGGGGUGAUCUUCCCAUGAUCCAUCUCUGUCUGGGGACCCUCUACUUGAAGUCAAUCGUCUGCCUUUAUUUUGUUCGUCUGUCUCGAUUUUGAUAGGCUGUAUUUUAUAUCUUUAUUUAUGUCGCAUAACUUUAUUCCAACCUCCAAAGAUUUGCACUUCACUUUUAUUUUUAUUUUCUUCAUUUUAUCUUCUUCUAAAUGAAGUCUUAUAAAACCAUCACUACUGCUGUUUUCGCUUUUUUUUUUUUUUUUUUUUUUUUUUUUGUUGUUUUGAGAAUGUAAAGAGACAAAAUAUUCCUGAUUCCCUCCUUGUGUGGUCUUUUCUCUGUGUCGCAGUGUUUCCUGGAUGUUUUUGUUUUAGUUUUUUUUUAAAGCGGGUGUCUUUGUUUGGGUAUCUUUUCUUUAAUUUUUGGAUAUGCUCUAACAGUAAAUAUCUGUAUUAUACACUGAAGAAAGAGAACGGUACAGCUAUUAUGUACAUUUGAAAAUUGGUGUCAUCUAAUAAUUAAAAAAUGAGAAACACUUGUA